This is a messenger RNA of Paramuricea clavata, 1983 nucleotides long. The record is from the annotation of a GenBank genome assembly. NCBI's taxonomy places the organism in Eukaryota, Metazoa, Cnidaria, Anthozoa, Malacalcyonacea, Plexauridae.
CCAAAUAUGAAACGUAAACGUUCUCAGUACCAGAAAAAUUGGGUUGCUGCGACUCGAGCUUUGAAAGCUUCCCAUAGCAGAGUUUCAACUACCUAUGAUAGUGACGAGUCUGAUAGUACUUCUGUAUAUGAUACCUUUCCUGGCGUUUAUCCAGAAUCAGACGUGGGACAAAACAAUGCAAUUAACCAACUCCAACCUGAAACCAGUAAUGAAAUUGCACAACAGGAAAAUUUAGUUUUUCAGUGUGACAAUGGGGUUGAUUUGAAUGCAGUAGGUGACAGCGGUGACAGUGUAAACGAAUCAUCAGAUGAUGAUUGCUCACUAGACAGUGUUCUAUCAGACAGAUUAGCAAAUUGGGCUAGUAAUUUUCAAGUCAAACAAAAUGCUGUAGAUAGUUUAUUGAAGAUCUUAAAACAAUCUGGGCAUCCUAACUUGUGUAGCUCGGCUCGUGGGCUGUUAAAGACAGCUAGGGAUGUACCUGUACAACUGAAGUCAGGCAUGCAAUAUAUAUAUUUUCCUAUUGCUGAAGCCCUGGUUAAACAUUGGAAUAGAUAUCCAAACAGCGACAUAGAUUCAGCCGAAUGCAUUAAGAUAUCCUUAAAUAUAGAUGGCUUGCCUCUUUUCAAAAGUUCAUCAGCUUCUUUGUGGCCAGUGCUUUGCUCAAUUGUAAAUUUCCAUCACAUAGCUGUUUUUCCUGUUGUGUUGACAUAUGGGUCUUCAAAACCUAAAGAUUUAGAGUUUCUAGAGGACCUUAUUAGGGACCUUUGUGAGAUUUUAGAAAAUGGUGUGCAGUGUGGUAAUCGAAAUGUUAAAGUUUCUAUGAGGUGUAUAGUUUGUGAUGCACCAGCAAGAGCAUUUGUGAAAGGUACCAAGCUGUAUUCUGGUUACUUUGGAUGUGACAAGUGCUGCCAGAGGGGUAUGUGGGGUGGUAGGAUGCUGUUUCCUCUGGUGGACAAUGUUAUUCUUCGUACUGAUUUGUCAUUUCGUCAGCAGUCCAAUCAAGAGCAUCACAAGGGUACUAGCCCAUUCUGUAGCAUUCCCAAUGUUGAUAUGGUCAAACAGUUCCCUAUUGACUACAUGCAUCAGGUUUGCUUAGGAGUGAUGAAGAAGCUUCUUUUGCUUUGGAUCAGGGGUAAGCGUGAAGUGAGGAUGUCAGCUUUGAAUGUAAACAUGAUUAGUGAAAGAUUGGUUCACCUAAAACCCUACAUUCCAGCUAGUUUUGCACGAAAACCACGGUCCCUUAGCGACAUUGACAGGUGGAAAGCAACUGAAUUUAGACAGUUUCUUCUGUACACAGGCAAAGUUGUUUUAGAUGGUAUUUUAAGGAGAGAUCUUUAUGAUCACUUUCUGUCAUUAAAUGUUGCCAUUUCUAUCUUAGUCAGCCCUCGUCUUGCAAAAGAGCAUACUAGUUUUGCCCAUCAGUUAUUAGAAUACUUUGUGAAGCAAGGUAGUGUCUUGUAUGGUGAUGAAUUUGUUGUGUAUAAUGUGCACACUUUGAUACAUUUAGCAGGAGAGGUUGUGGAGCAUGGUAGCUUAGACAGUUGUAGUGCUUUUGCAUUUGAAAAUUAUAUGCAAAAGUUGAAGAGAUUUGUGCGUUCAGGUACUAACCCCAUUGUUCAAAUUGCAAAACGUUUGAGUGAAUUGCCUUGUGGAAAAUUCCCAUCAACUGAUGAAGCAAAGCGAAUUGAUGUAAAGAUACCCAACAACUGUUUCAUCUUAAGUGAUGCAUCCUGUUGUGAGGUGGUUGAGUGUUCAAGUGAGAUUGAUGAAGAUGGAGGGAAAAUCUAUCUCUGCAGAAUAUAUUCCAACACAAUCCCCCUUUUUGAGAGCCCGUGCGAUUCGCGUAUAAUUGGUGUCCACCACGCAAAUCAAAGGAAUACAACGAUGAAGCUUCUCCCAUUUCGGUUGUUGGAAACACAGGCUAUAAAGAUUGAGUAUGGUCCAGCUAAAAUUAUUUUCAUGGCUAUGUUGCAUUUGGUGUAA